Podarcis muralis (Common wall lizard) is the source of this 2076-nucleotide messenger RNA. RefSeq names its product 1-phosphatidylinositol 4,5-bisphosphate phosphodiesterase zeta-1-like. Gene Ontology annotation, cellular component: nucleus. The record is from RefSeq and is a predicted model, not a curated record. Gene Ontology annotation, biological process: lipid metabolic process; positive regulation of cytosolic calcium ion concentration involved in egg activation; intracellular signal transduction. Gene Ontology annotation, molecular function: calcium ion binding; phosphatidylinositol-4,5-bisphosphate phospholipase C activity. NCBI's taxonomy places the organism in Eukaryota, Metazoa, Chordata, Lepidosauria, Squamata, Lacertidae.
GCGGACACCGGCGAGGGCGGUCGCGCCUCCGGGCAGGAGCCUGGAAGACCCUCGGGCGGGCGGGUAGGCGGGCUAUGCCGCGCUGGGAGCUGCUGAGACCAUCGCAGUAAGGAACAGGCGCGAAGAGUAGGCGGAGGAGGCAGGACCAACAGCAGCAGCACCAUGGAGAAUAAAUGGUUCAUGGACCUCAUCUUUGAUGAAUUUAGAGAUGGCAAGAUCAAUCUAGAUAAGACCUUGAAACUGCUAAAUAAGUUUGACGUCAGUUACGACUACGUUCAUGUGAAAAAGGUGUUUAAGAAAAAUGACAAACAGAAGUCUGGACUUAUUACCAUGGAAGAUUUUAGGGCAAUUUAUCGAACGCUUCUGCACCGACCGGAACUUCACGAACUCUUCAGCAGCUACUCGCCAAACAAAAAAGUUCUAACAGUAUCAAAUCUGUGUGACUUUCUUAGAAAGGAACAGUUUGAACUUGAUGUUAAUGAAGCAAGAGCUGUGUCACUCAUUAAUAAGUUUGAACCCAUUGAUGAAGCAAGAAGCCAAAGGGAGAUGACCUUCGAAGGCUUUAUACGGUACAUGCUUUCAGAAGAGUGCAGCAUCUUUAAACAAAAGCACAGGACGGUUUACCAAGAUAUGAACUUCCCAUUGUGCGACUACUUUAUAUCAUCGUCACACAAUACCUACCUGAUACAAGACCAGCUUGUAGGGCCAAGUCACCUGUGGGGCUACGCCAAUUCCCUGAAGAAGGGAUGCCGCUGUGUAGAAAUUGAUUGUUGGGAUGGUCCAAAUAAUGAGCCUGUGGUUUAUCAUGGACAUACCUUGACGAGCAAAAUUACCUUCAAGAAUGUCAUCGAUGUGGUCCACAAGCAUGCCUUUGAGGCAUCAGAUUAUCCCGUUACACUAUCUUUGGAGAAUCACUGCAGCGCUCCGCAACAGGAGAAGAUGGCUGGCCAUUUGCUAGACAUUCUCAGGGAUACCCUCUGUAUUUCAACACUGGAUGAUAGCAUGCCAUCUGAACUACCCUCUCCAGAGCAACUGAAAUUCAAAAUCUUGAUAAAAAAUAAGAAAGUCGGAACUCUGGAAGAAACCCUGCAACGCAGGGGCCAGAGAUGCCUGGGCCAAAUAGCAGAGCUUGAGGAGGUCAUGGAGUCAGAGGAUGACCUUAUUGAUGAAGACCCUAAAGCACAGUUGAUCAAGAAGCCUCUUGCUCGAUUGGCGUCAGCACCCAAAAAGGAUAAGAAGGACAAGAAGACUCAUAAGGUUAAAGUCGCCAUGUUGCUGUCAGAACUUGUGAUAUACACAGCUUCCCGGUCUUUCGUCAGCUUUGAAGAUUCAAAGGAGAAGCAGAAGUUUUAUCAAAAUAAUUCCAUCGGGGAGGUGAAAGGACAAAAACUUAUAAGCAAGAGAGCUCCUGACUUCAUUGCGCACACAACAAACUUCAUUACAAGAAUCUACCCCAAAGGAACCAGGACAGACUCUUCAAAUUAUGAUCCACAAGAAUUCUGGAACGUUGGAUGCCAAAUGGUGGCCUUAAACUUCCAGACACCCGGAGUACAGAUGGAUCUACUGAAUGGAAAGUAUUUGGACAAUGGUGGCUGUGGUUAUGUCUUAAAACCAGAAUUCCUGAGAAAGAGAGACACAGACUACAACCCACAUGACGUAAACAUGAAAUUCAGAGCGCUUACACUUACAGUAAGGAUUAUCAGUGGUUGCCAGCUGCCACCAAGCAACCUAUCCAAGAGUAAUAAGGCUGAUCCUGUAGUCAAGAUAGAGAUUCAUGGAGUUCCUGGAGAUAUGAAUAAACAGCAGACUUCUGUCAUAAAGAACAAUGCUUUGAAUCCUAGAUGGAAUGAAACAUUCACGUUUAACAUCAAUGUUCCCGAUCUUGCCUUAAUACGCUUUGUUUUAGAAGAUCAGAUGGCACUAACUGCAAAUGACUUCCUCGGUCAAUUUACUUUGCCAGUUAUGAGCCUGAAUAAAGGAUACCGCCAUGUUCCAUUGGUCUCCAAGCUCGGAGUGACCCUCAAGCCCGCCUCGCUCUUCGUAUAUAUCUGGUACUGCUUUCAUGUCCUGAGUUAA